Messenger RNA from Loxodonta africana (African savanna elephant), 1566 nucleotides. Its product is annotated as transmembrane epididymal protein 1A-like. NCBI's taxonomy places the organism in Eukaryota, Metazoa, Chordata, Mammalia, Proboscidea, Elephantidae. The transcript has a single exon. The coding region runs from base 598 to 1566 and encodes 322 amino acids. The record is from RefSeq and is a predicted model, not a curated record.
ACUCUGAAGUGAGGAUGGGAGGAUGUGAGGGGAUGGAGGAGAGGGAAGUUUCUUGGUGUUCUUCAAAUGUAUGUCACAGAAAAAUAGGAAAGCCAGAUAAGUGGUAAAUAUGUAUUAUAUGGGCACAUAUCCAAAUGUUUGUGAAUUUGUGUGUCCAGAAAGAAAACGUUUGACCUUACAACUGGGCCAGAGUUAUCUGUGAGAAGUAUUGAAGGAUCCUCAGGAAUUUGUGAGUGUCCCUGGGUUUCUCUGGAUACUAUGGUAACCACAACUCCCAGUUCAUGAACAUAUCCCCUUCUCUGAGCCUUGGGAAGGAGAAGAAGAAGGAAGCCAUGGAAAAGGCAAAAGGAAGCCCAAAGGCAGCCUCAAGGGCCAUAAAGUGGAGUGUCUGAAAGCACACCUUCACCAGCUUCCUUCUUUGGCAGAAGCCAGUUAAUUUCUGAUGUUCCAGAAUGGAAUGGAACAACGAGAUCAUACCUCACCAAAGGUGUAGGCAUGUCUCAAGACCAUUUCCUCUCUGUGAGGGAGCAGUGGGCAGGGUGAGAUGAUAAAAGUAGAGGGAAGGCAGUUCUUCCCAAAGCCCAGACCUUGAAGUGGAUGCUGAAGGUAUGGCCGUGCCUUAAUUUUGUCUCUCCUUCGUUUAGACGGACCUCUAGUUCAAUGGGAAACUUCAUCGGUCAUGUGUUCCCUGGGCUGUUUCUUGUCUUAUAUGGACUGCAUCAGGCAAUAGUGGUCUCCAAAGCUGUGAUAUUCAAUGACUCUCUCCUGUAUCCUUCGUACCCUCCCAGGAAUAAAGGGAGAUGGGCCAUGCUGUGGAAAAUAUCCUAUGUAGGAUUGUUGAAGAUGAUGGCUGGCUCUUUCUUGAUAGUUUAUGAGAUCAACUGCGUUAAAGGAGGGUUGAUACUGAUGAACAGGGACAUGCCACCAAGGUUUAUGUAUCCCAAAGAGUGGCAGCAUCUCACCAUAUUCAUCCUCCUUACCCUCAACGGUUGUGUAGACAUCCUGAGCAAGAAUUUACUGCCUCAGAGGUGUGUGGUCCUGGAGCUAGGUGUCCGGAUCCUGACAUUCUACGUACUUCUGCUGCUGUUGGUGUCACAUACUCAGGGUACAGUAGGGGUGGAGCUGCAGGUUCACUCUCUGCUCAUCUUGGUGGUGUUCCUGCUGAUGCUGGUGUUGACUGCAGAGCUGUGGGCUCCUGGCAUGUUUCACCUCUGGUUGAUUGAGACCUUUCUGUUUUUGAUGAUGGGCUCCUGGCUGGUUCAGGCAGGCUUUAUUCUGUUCAAACCAGUCUCCAGCUACCCAUGGCAGGACGAUGACAUGAGUGACAUCAUGUUUGUCACCACCUUCUUCUGCUGGCAUGUGGUGAUCAAUGCCUUAUGGCUUUUAGGGAUCUAUGGCUUCUCUUCCUUUUGGUAUCGUUGUUACCAUCCUAGCUUGAAGCUGACGGGGUUCAAAGAAGCUCCAUAUCACGCCAGCCCUCCAGGACCCCUCUACAAGUUGCUUCAAGAAGUGGAGCAGUCAGAGAAAGAUGACCAGGCUCUCCUCCUUCCAACAAGCUCACCCUGA